Messenger RNA from Haliotis rufescens (red abalone), 1064 nucleotides. Its product is annotated as WAP four-disulfide core domain protein 3-like. Bases 11 to 529 code for a protein of 172 amino acids. The transcript is spliced from 4 exons. The record is from RefSeq and is a predicted model, not a curated record. Gene Ontology annotation, molecular function: peptidase inhibitor activity. NCBI's taxonomy places the organism in Eukaryota, Metazoa, Mollusca, Gastropoda, Lepetellida, Haliotidae. Gene Ontology annotation, cellular component: extracellular region.
GUUAAAGAAUAUGGACGCCCAGCGCAGGGUGUCACAGGCAGACGGCAUGCUACCUCUAUGUCUGUGUGGUAUACAGAUGCUGGUCCUACUGCCAGCAUAUGUCCAUGCUGACGUCACUGGCAACGCGCACGGUGUGUGCGAGGGUAAGCUGUGUCCAUGGGGCAAGGUAUGCCGAGUCAGAACCAUGUGUCCAUUUGUACCACCUUGCUUCGAGAUUGGGGAGUGUGUGCGGCAAAAUAAGCCCGGAGCAUGUGCCCGACGCAUGCUGGCUGCAGGUGCGUGCCUGACCACGUGUGACACGGACGCUGACUGUCGACUGGAUCUCAAGUGUUGUGGUCGUUGUCCCAGGACGUGUACAGCUCCAACAGCGGGAGUGGACGUACCGGGCACCUGUCCCCGUAUCCCCCAGUGUCCGGACACGUUGCCAUUCUGUCCACUAGAGCCUCUCUGCCUCUCGGACAGUGACUGUCCGGGGUUCAAGAAGUGUUGUGGAAGAUGUCCCAGGUUGUGCAUUACGGCUGUGCAUUGACGGUCACAAUAACAACUCUUGUACACACGGCUUGACGCGGGCCAGAAACAUUGGUCGCCGUGUUAUUCUGUAUUCUCUUGUAGUAAACACUACAGAGUCUGAAACUCACCGUGAGUGUCUUUGCUGCGACAUGUGUGAGAGUAAAAACAUUGCAACCGAAACAGCUUUAAACAGGAAAUCUCACCCACCGAGGUGACUGAACAGAUGCUGGCAAUCACUGUGGACGAUAGUGCAAGAACAUGAGAAAGUGUGAUAUGUUCUUAUACUUUAGUUGUCUGCGUAUGUCACUGCGAUUGUCAUUACAUGUGCAUAUCGAAGGAACUGUGUUAGGAUGGUGACAAACAGGUUGUCAGAGAAGUGGCUAUCACACACACUUUCAGAAAACUGUAUUCAAGAGGUAUAGGUUUCACCAAUUAAAAUAAUCACAGAAAUAUGAUUAUAAAAAAUAUGUUUAUUAUGUACAGAUUAAAAUAAAAUAUGCAACAAAGAGGGUUUGAGUGAUCCUGGCACAUUCAGGCUGGUUAGGCUCAUCAUC